CCGGCGAAGGCAUUUGAUAAAUUCCUCUCUCUCUCUUUGUUGUCCAUGCAUCAAGAUCUUCUCAUGGAGUCAAUGAACACGCUUAUGCAUACUUCUUCUACCUCGCUCCUCUGUUGCAUGUGUGGCGAUCUGGGCAUCUCGGAGCAGCUUUUUCAAUGCAGCGUCUGCCGAGUUCGACUUCAGCACCAAUACUGCAGCAAUCUGUACCCCAAGCUGGAGAGGUACAGCACCUGCAACUGGUGCUUAAGGAAGCACGUUAAUGGCGGCUCGAAGGAUGGAGGAACUAGGAAACGAGGAAGAGUAGCAGCUGAGGACGAGCUUAAACCAUGCUCGAGAUCGAGGCAAAAGCAGAGUUUUACGAGUAGAGUCAGAGCGAGGAAGUUUAAGCUCUUGCAAGAGGUUUACAAGUAGAGAUGGAGAGAUUCAAUAGGACAAAUAAAUUAUUUAUAUUCAUUUAUAAAUUAUGUUCAUCAAUAAUCUUGUAAAUAAAUUUUUAAAAACUCAUUUUAAACUCAAACUUAUUAAGGAAAUUAAUCCCGAUUUUUUAUUUUUUUAUA
Molecule: messenger RNA, 557 nt
Organism: Zingiber officinale
Lineage: Eukaryota; Viridiplantae; Streptophyta; Magnoliopsida; Zingiberales; Zingiberaceae
Exons: 2
Coding region: 46-411 (121 amino acids)
Source: RefSeq, a predicted model, not a curated record